Neodiprion virginianus is the source of this 1852-nucleotide messenger RNA. RefSeq lists its product as uncharacterized. NCBI's taxonomy places the organism in Eukaryota, Metazoa, Arthropoda, Insecta, Hymenoptera, Diprionidae. Gene Ontology annotation, molecular function: acyltransferase activity, transferring groups other than amino-acyl groups. The transcript has 4 exons. Bases 86 to 1075 code for a protein of 329 amino acids. The record is from RefSeq and is a predicted model, not a curated record.
CUCACACAUACACACAGCAUCCAUACACCAAUUAUCCCGUUUAAGCUCCCAUCAUUUGAUAUCUUGUCAGUAGCAAAUAAAGUGUAUGCUGUACAGUGGCCUUGAUGAUGCAAUAAGGAGUACGGUGCAGUACAAAACUGGGGCAAUUGAGCGUUCAUUAUUACAAAUCAUGCCGCCAACAGUAGAUCUCAGUUCUGAUAUAUUGCAACCAGUUCCCUUAGAAGAAUGGCCGUCACUUCAAAGUCUUUUAAAAUCCAAUUGGCCCACUUAUUCAAUGUACUAUUAUUGGAUUCAAAAUGCUACAAAAUGGAGGAAGCUGAAUCCAGACUUCCCGCUAGAAAUCUACUCUCCCAAUGGAAAGUACAAUGAAGAUGCGACUUUUGUUGGAAUAUCAAGCUAUGCAAUGAGCAGCGUGGUCAUCUUUACAAAAGAGCUUUCUGGGAAAAGAUUGUACGAGGCAUUAGUAAAGACGAAACGUUUCAACUACAGCAAGGCAGUUACAUUUAGUGGUGUUCACGAAUAUAUCCAGCCUAUUCUAUUUUCUGCAUUAGCUACACUUCGUACUAAUGAAGGAAUCGAAAUAGAAUUAGAAGUACCAGGCUGUUUUCGUAUAAAGUCUGCCGAGGAUUGUGCAAAUGUGGAAAUAAAGGUGCCAGAGGAAUGUUACUUAGCAGAUCUGGAUACAUCUCAUCUUCCUCUGAUGAACGCUGUGUGGCCACACAGAGAUAAAGAAAAUCCAGAAAAUUCGAUCAAAUUCCUCGAGCCAAUGGUAACGCUAAAUAAAAGUGUCGGACUGUUUUUAAAAGAAGGUGAUAUUUUGGUUUCGUGGGCUUUGCAUUCCGAUUGGCAUGGUCUGGGGACGGUACAGACCCUAGACCGUUAUAGAAGAAGAGGCUACGCUAAAGUAGUGAUUAAUGCCUUGGCUAAACAACUGGGAAACCAAGGAAUAUCGCCCAUUCUAUCUGUGGUUACUGGUAACUCACCUUCGGAAAAUAUGUUCACUUCUCUCAAUUGGAAACCAACUCACUCGUCGAUAUUGGUAUCAACAAAAAAAUGUUCCCCAAGCGUCAAUUGAAACAUCUUUCAGUUGGGGUUUUCCUGCCAUCUAAUUUCGUCUACAAAUAUAUCUACGAUUACUAAAAUUGUGGAAAUAUGUAAUGCAGAAAUGCAGCCUAGGAAACAAUUUUUUUUCUAUUUCAUUAUAAUAUUCUUUUUAUAACGAUACAAUUAUUACUUGGUUGACAGUUUAUAGAUCGUUAGAAAUUAUUGAAAGUUUAAUCUGAUGUUAUUUUACUUUUCAUAUGUAUUCCAUUCGCUUAAUAUAUUUUGAAUAAUACAAAUUUCAUUACUUAUAUAAUGAUGAUACAGAGGUAGAAGAAUGAAUGUUACCAUGAUUUAUUUGUUAUAAUGAAAGAAAAAGAAAAAAGAAAAAUUGUCUCGUCUAAAAAUUAUCAGAUUUAUAACUUCUUGCUGAGACCAAUUUAUAACUUGAAUUAUUGAAAUGCACGAGGAGCAGGAUUGACAUACUCUCCGCAUGAUUGCAUAAUACCUAUAUCAGCCACAAAUGUGUAAUGUAAUAAAGAUAAUGGCAGAUACUGAGUGGGCUGUCCAUGUUUCAGUUAACAUUGAGGGGGAGGUGUUAAAUUUACGUUGCAGUACUAACAAUCAAUGUUAGUGAAAUCUCCAGUCAUACUUUCACUUACAAAUUAAUAUUUCUAGGAUUGCUCAUUAAUUUUUAAGUACGGGAAUGUAACAUCAGAUGCAUAAUAAUUUCCUCGUGUGUCAGAUAGAUUCGCGCUUGAGGUAAAUAAAGCCAAUCAACUGGGAUCAAAUAAAUGAUGUAAUUACUAAA